Molecule: messenger RNA, 4199 nt
Organism: Gigantopelta aegis
Lineage: Eukaryota; Metazoa; Mollusca; Gastropoda; Neomphalida; Peltospiridae
Product: WD repeat and coiled-coil-containing protein-like
Molecular function (GO): kinase binding
Source: RefSeq, a predicted model, not a curated record
CUGUGUUCACAAACGCAACGGGCACGUAUUAAUGAACACGUUUUCGCCUCUUCGAAACGUUUAAGAAUGCGUUCCCUUCACCAGAACAGAGUUUCGAAUACACGCCUGGCCUAUAUUUGAAACACGUGCUUGUGUUUGGGAACUCUCUAAUAAAAGAGAGACGUUGUUCAUAUCUAAGCGCGGCAAGCCGAAAGGGUUGUAUCAACAAAUGUCAAAUGGUUUCGUAAGUGAUGUGUUUAAAAGAUGGACUUGGGAAGGACUACCUUGAGGGGGAGUGGCACCAACUUGCUGCAGAAUGCUAUUCAUUUUCGUCAUGGGUUGGUCUGGACGGAUGGAAAGGCAAUCUACCUGGCACCAGUUAGGUUAUUUGGAGACAAAAUUGAAAGUGCGAAAUCAAGCAAACUAGGAGAGUUUGACUAUGUUCACACCGUUCACUGGAGUGCUGAUAUUGAACGAGAUACCUGCUACCUGUGUGUGGUUCACCAGAGAAAUGUGUCGGUGUGGCGAGUUAGUGGAAAUGGUCCGAAGCUUGGAUUCAAACAAGUUCGCAAGAUCAAUGUUCAGCCCAUUCCUCAAGGCAUAUUAUGGAACCCUGGGAGAGAGAUCCUGUGUUUGUUGAGCCGGCAGCAGUGUAGUUUUUAUUUCAAUCACACUCAGAACAAGAGUAGUUAUGCAUUUCCACAACUUGAGAGUGGCAAGUUUUCAUGUGGCUCGUGGUCUGAAGAUGGAUCAAGGCUGGUGGUCUGUACAGGAACCAUUCUGUUGAUAUAUACCUGGUCUAACAUUGACACUUCAAUCAAUGAAUUCACACCAGCCGUGUGGAAAAUCCCACAAGUUGAUGGCAGUGUGAUAUCCCUGUGCCCUGUUUCAAGCGAUGUAAUGGUGUGUGCUACUGAGCUGCCCCUUGAGGCACUCUGUAAAGACCCAGAUACAUUUCUUGUGCCAGAUGUUGUGAGUUCAAGUAAGAACAAAACCUUGUUGAGAAGUGAAAGUGAUGUUAUUCAGCCGGUGUCCAAGAAGAGCUCAUCGGUCAAAGACAGUUUACUCAACUUGCCAACAAACCCUAAGGCCAUAUUGCAUGAUACAUCUCAGCUGAUAGCCAUGAAGUUUCGGGGAAAUCUUCAAGAUCCAGAGAAAAUUUCCUCUACCUCUAUCAGUGGGCUUCUCGCACCUGACAUACUGUCACAUGAGAAGAACAGUGACCUGAUAGUGUUGGGCAGCAAUACACAGUCUGUUUUACAACUCUUUGCCUUCACUGAGAACAAAGUAGUGAAGGUCUCCGAAAUUCAACUCGACAAAAACCAGAGGCCCAAAGGAAUGAGUCGUGUUCCAACCGUGUUUGCGAGGACCAACACUGGGGUACUCAUCAUGGUUGGAGAGAAAGAUGUCAAAGAUGCUGCUUUCCUGUCAGCUACCAACGAAUCUCAGUAUAACCUUUCACUGAUGUAUUUCCCUCUCAAAAUAGAUAAAUCUUUUCUAAGAAACAGUUAUUCAGGAAUACCUAGUGCUCAAAUUAAAGACUCGAUGCCCGUGAAAAGUUUAAGUGGAUCUCUCUUAUCCAAAAAUAAUAAUCAGCCUGCAGAGAUUAAAAUAACUGCCUCCCGUUCACUGACCAGAGACGAUGCACCAGGAACAAGAAUGGUGGUUGAUAUGAAUCCCACAUCUGAAAAAAAUGGACAUCUUGAGACAGAGACAACUCCGUUCACUAGUCAGCCUCCAAAUUUCAAGAACCCACACUUGGAUAAGUAUUCAGAAAAGACGGACAGGCAGUUUGAUGUUUCUGCUGGUGUGAAGAAAUCAGCCAAACCAACGGAGAAGGUGGAGCAGUUCGCCUCAAAGAGUGAUUCUAUGGAAGAUUCGCUGUCUGACCUGGGGGCAACUGUAGCAGUAUACUGAGUUCAUAGUAGUUGUGAAAACCUGGAGCAUCAGAUCAAAUCGCAGAAGCAGCAAAUAGAAGAGUUGCAGAAAAAGAUAUCUGAGCUUGCACAAGUUGUUGAAGAUACGUCUUGUGUUUUUCCAACAAAAUACCAAAGCCCAGAGAAUCCAGAAAAAGUGAAGAUUUGUUGCCAAUAUGUGAAUGGGAGCCAAAUGUCACGAUCAUUCUUAUUGGACAGUGGACGCCUUCAGCUGGAGCCAAUCAAACAGGCCUUUGGUCUGUCUACUGUAGAACUCAUUAUAGACGGAGAGCCGUGCGUGCUGGGCAUGAACAUUGAUGGUUACAUCCCAAUGAAGUUCAGCCCUUCGACCACCCUCAACAUCACCGGUUUGUCCACCGACAGUUACGGAACCUUGUUCAUCAAAGAAGAAGAUGUGUGAUCACCUUUACUGUGUUAUUUUGGGCAAUCAAAAAUGUUACUUUUAUCUAAAACAAAAAUGAACAAAAAAAUUAUGCAAGAUUAUUAAGUUUGACAGAUUUAAUCAUCCCAUUUGCAUUUUUAAAUAACACUAAUCAGCUUUAGAGCAUGUCAGGUCAGGUCAUAGGUUUUAAUGUGCACAUCUAGAACAAGCUGUUGUAGCCACACACCUGUCAUAGGCACAGGUGUCAACUUUCUCCGGCUCCUCCAUCCAGGACGAAGCAUGUCAGUAGAUAUCCACCUUUUGUAUAAAAUAUUUAUUUUAAGCAUAGCAAGGAUAACAAGUAUCUAAAAUGCAGAUACAUUUAUUUUUUUAACAAGUCAGAUCUACUGUAGAUGAAUUUUUGGUAGGAUGUAAAUCUUUAAAUAGCAGUCGCAAUGCUAAUCAUAAAGUCACCAUGUUUUAAAAUUGACGUACAUGUAGAAUAACUAAGCUCACAGUGUUAGAUUUUAACUUGCUAAUAGAUCAGUAUGGCUAACAUUUAAUGGUUUAUAGUAAUUGCCAGGAAAAGAGUAUUUUAUGACUUGGAUGGGCUUUCAUAAUAUAUAUACACCUCUUGUAAAGUUGAUGCCAGUAUUACAAAUAUUACAUAGUAACUGACCAGAACAUAUCUUCUUAUUACAUAAUACAUGUAUAUGAAUCGGAUAAAAUAUCUGGUUCGGGCAAAGUCAAAUAAUUUUUUUAUCAGAUUAAUACUCAUUAUUUAAUCUACAAAUGAAAAAACAUGACUUGCUGUAUUUAACGAAAAAUGUCUAUGCAUUUACCAAAAUAUUUAUAAAAUAUAUUUGUAAUAUGUGGAAUAAACAUAUUUGUUGAAUUAUUUUGGGUAACCAUGUAAUAUUUUGACUGCUGAAUAAUAACAUGAAUUACAGUAUUUUGUUUAUGCAUAACAUAUAAUACCAUUACAGAAUGUUUUUUCUUGGUUGUGUUCAAAUCUUAAUUCACCUUCACAUACCACUGAGUGUUCAUUUAGUAUAUAGAACUUGUGAAUAUAAUUAUGUUGUACAUACUGGUACAUUUCUACUAUUUUCUUUGUUACUUGAUACUUUAAUUUUUGGAUUUGUUACAAGAGAUUCAAAGAUGUGUGCAAGAACAUCUGAUGUGUGUGGCAACAACCUACCUUUCUUAACACAAUACUAAUUAUUUGGACCAUUUUGAAAAAAUAUAUAUACAAAUGUAUAUUGUAAAGCAUGAAAUUAAGACAAGUAUAAAAUGUGAGAGUAAAACCCACCCAGAAAUGUGUUUAUUAAUUAAUGCGAGUACUGUUAACCAACACAUGAUAUGAUAAUAUUGUGUGAUCAUAACAGCUAAAAACCAUACAUUUUAUCAUAUCAUUAAGAACGAAUGAAACGAGUAGAGUACAAUAUUUAACAUGUACAUAUCUUUUGUUUGUUUGUUACAUGUAGGUAUUAACGUGCAUAUAUCCUGAGGGUUCAAACACACCUACUGUGGGCACAGCCUUUGAUGAUUAAAAUCAGCGAUUGUUCCCAUCGUAAGAGGGGGAGAGGAAGGGGAAAUGACGUAUCUUUUAGAUGUGAGAUUUACAGAAACUAAGCAUGGUUAGGGUGCAUGCUCUUCGUUCCAGUUGGAUGCAUAGGAGAGCUUCAAAACAUGGAUUAGUUUGGGAUGGUGAUUAUAAAAUCAUGAUAAAACAACUGGUGUGGGAUGUACAUGUAAGAAACGAACCUUCCUUGGUGGUGCAGUCUUUACGCCAUUUGACUACAGGCUGGUAGGUACAGGUUUCGCAGCCUGGUACCGGCUUCAACCCAGAGCGAGUUCUUAAGGGCUCAUUGGGUAGGUGUAAAGCCACUACACCCUCUUUUCUUUCACUAACCACUAACCAA